GGCGUGUGUACCUACAACCGGUGCGGGAGACAAGGGCAACCUUGGCCUUAGAAGUUUAUAUAACGAGGAAGCGCGAGGAUCGCGAGCUCAGUCGCGUCGUUUCAUUUCGAUCCAUCGAUUCGUCACCUGGCCGAGCUUCAUCGUGACAGGCAGCCACGCUUCGCCGAUCCGUAACAACGUUGACUCUUUCCGUUUCAAUUCUCACUUCUAGUUCUAAUCACUCGUUCAUUAAUUCAAUUACAAUCAUGGAACAGUGAUCCAUUGGUAAAAAACUCGAGCCUCCAAUUAGCUUCAAUUGAAGUCUUAAUCGUAGUCGUUUCACCAUCGAUAUUCAUGUACGCUCUGCUACGCUACCUGGAAAAUAAGAUCAGCGAUUGUCAGAAAUCGGAAUUUAUCAAUGGCUCCAUCAGGUAUAUCGUGAAUUUCCAAUGUUGAUCGAGCAGGAUGAGAUCAGCUGACCAGUGAGGUGUGCGUUGGAUCAAGGUACAGACAAUUGGAAAGAUAACACGCGUACAGAGUAGCAGUUAAAAGUGAAAUCGUUUAGAAGAGAUUGGGACGGUGGAGCGCGAUUGAAUCGUUUGAACGUGAUCAUGGUGAGUGGUGGCAAGUGGCGCUUCCGGUGUAUGUAUGGCGAAAUAAAAAUGCGCUUCCCUGGAAAAUGUGACGCCGCGCUUCCUCCUCUCGAACGUUGUUAACUAUCAUGCUGAAAUAAAUUCGACAACGCGAAGCUUCAAAAUUCAAACGUUCAAUAGUUCCAAACUCACCAAACGUAACGAAUGAACCUUCUUUAAGGAUCGAACAUUGUUGUUCCCCGAGAGAGCUAUUUUCUAGUGUCCGAAUCUCGCUCGCUGCACUGCUAUUUCUGGAGAACGGCAUUGAGGAGGCCAGAUCGCAGAAAAUAUAUGCUCAGGUGACGCGGCAAGCCUAGAAUCGGAAAAAGGCAAUGCAUCUGCUGAUUUUACUCUGGGCGUUGGUCGCCCUAAUUGGCCAAGUGAAGUGCAAAUGCAGCCUAGCGCCGAUUCUGAAUGACGAACGGUCGACCGCCUACGUUUGCACUCACGGCGACCUGAAUGAUCUCGACGAGAUAUCCAGCGACGCGGAUUGGAUAGAGUUCACGGUGUCCCGGUUCAACCUUAUCCCAGACAACGCGUUCUGGCGUUUCAGAAACCUACGGAGACUCUCCUUUUACAACUGUCACGUCAAUUUCAUCAGUUCGGACGCUUUCGCGGGCCUGGGUAGCCUGGAGUGGCUCAUAUUCCAUGGUACCAAGAUUCACGUAGCAAGGGCCGUCUGGUUUCGUCCUCUGACAAACUUGCGGAGACUCAUUUUGGACAGAUGCGGCCUGGUACACGUCGAGCCCGAUCUGUUCCGCAUGCUGCCCAACCUGCAAGUACUGGGCCUGCGCGACAACGAUCUCAAUUGCCUGCCGAUCGACGAACUGCCCUACUUAAGGGCGCUAAGGACCGUGCGAGUCGACGGGAAUCCCUGGCUCUGCGAGUGCCGGCGAAGACUCGAUCAAUACCUUCGCUCCCGCUCUAUCGUCCAGGAAGUCGAAUGUCUGCGGCAAAUCAGCGUCUGCAAGAAGUAUCAAUGUAUGACUCCCAUUGGCUUUCCCGUUCUCCCUUCUGCUCUCACUACUCAACGAUUGCACGACUUUGACAGAGAACGCACGCUCAUUCGCGGAAACGAAUUUCAAACGAACGUGUUCAACUCCCUGGACAGACUGCCAGACAAAACAUCCUGGAUCGAGGUCUCCGGCUUGAGGAUAGACACGUUGCCGAGAUACGCAUUCUUCAGGUUUGGCAACAGUCUAAGGACGCUGGAGCUGAUCGACUGUGGAAUCACCGUGAUCGAGAACGGGGCGUUCGCGGGUUUGCACAAGCUGGAGCGGCUCUCUUUGGUCGGCAAUCGGUUGCCAGUCGUCGGUGCCAAUUGGUUUCGAGAUCUCGUCAGCCUUCAGCAGUUAAUCUUGGAGAGAAAUGGCAUGGAGCAGAUCGAGAGAACAGCGUUGUGGCACGUCGGUGACUCCCUGCGACACCUCGACGUCCAGUAUAAUCUGUUCCGAUGCAUACCCGUCGAGGAACUGGCCGAUCUUAAAAAGUUGGAGAGGUUAGACGCGAUGGGCAACCCGUGGUUCUGCACCUGCAGGGCGAAUCUUCAAAAUUUUCUCACCCAGAGGAACGUUGGAUUCGAAAUUAAUGCGGGCCGGUGUUACGCGAACGAGAACGAGAUUUCAAACGGCAGCACCGAUUGGCGCCAGCAACAGACCAUCGUCCAAAAUGCUUCGCUCACGACUGGAAGAGUGCAUUGGACUUCUUUCGAGGACAGCCUUAAGCAAACGAACGUCUCCACUCUAAUCGGACCGCCACCGCCACCACCGCCGCCGGAAAUUCAUGUUGUCUCGUCGCCACCUCCUGUUUACACGGGUACCUGUUACCACGAGAAACCCGAAAAAGACUCGAUCUACGUUUGUCGAGCCAUCACGUCGAUCGAGGAGUUAGGCUUGGUACCUUCGACGGCGCGCGAGAUUCGAAUUAUCUUGUCGAACAUCAAGAAGAUCCCAGCGAACACUUUCGCGCGUUUCGACGGUUACUUAUCGAGGCUGGAGUUCCGGGACUGUGGCAUCGAGAGGAUCGAACCGCGCGCUUUCUUAAACCUUCGUAACUUGGAAUACUUAUCGCUUCGUAGCAAUCAACUGGAGUCCAUUAGUUCAGAAAUGGUCUACGGUCUUCAUAACCUACGGCACUUGGAUCUGUCUCAUAACAACAUACACAGAAUUACGAACGACGUGUUCGAUCAUCUACCGUACCUUACCAAUUUAGACGUGUCCGACAACGCCAUGAACUGCAUUGGGAUAGAGUACAUAGCCCGUCGACUGCAUUACCUGUCGUUUCUCGAUGUUUCUAACAAUCCGUGGAGCUGCCUCUGUGGAUCGAAGUUGGCUGAAUUUCUGGACUCGCGAAAUAUGAAAUACGACAAAGGUUCACUCCUCCUGAAGGAGGAUUGUUACGCCUCCGCGGGAAGCCCAGAGGUCACUACCAGUCCACCAGUUCCGGUGACAACUGGCGCCACGCUGAGGAACGAGACUGUAGAAGGGACCUGCACUAUCGACGAAGAUACAGCAGAGCGCCGUUAUCGAUGCACCGAUGGUAAUCUGUUGUUGUUAGAGUCGAUAACGUCGGAAGCAACCGCCAUCGAAUUCAACGAAGGCCAUCUACCGAGGCUAUCACCAGGAUUUCUGGCGAAAUUUGCAAACUUGCGAGAACUCGUAAUAAGAAAUUCUGGACUAACUACUGUAGAAGACGGUGCGUUUAACAAUUUGAAGAAACUGGAGAAUCUGACGAUACAGGAUAAUCCUCUGGAAAUGAUCGGAUCCUCCUGGUUCGUUUUGCCCAACUUGGACCGAUUAGAUCUCCGCGGCAACUCCAUCAAGCACAUCGAGCCCGGAUCGUUCCGAUAUCUGAAUCGACUCACUUAUUUGAACCUCGAGGGUAACGAUCUGAGGUGCAUAUUCACGAGCGACCUGAACGAGAUGUCCAACGUGUAUAUCGUCGAAUUCUCCGGAAACCCUCUGAAGUGGAGAUGUAGAGUCGAGCUGGAGCAAUUUCUAGAGGCUCGGAAAAUCCGGUUCAUAAAAAUCGAGAACUCCUGCGAGGGUAAAAAAUUGGUGAGGAAUCUCCUAUUGCAGAAUAAAACGGAUGGCUCGUUCGAUUGCCCAUCGGAGUGUUCGGUAGCCUCCACCGGGCAAAAUUACUUCGUUUUGUUCAUACUGUCAUCGCUGAUAAUAUUAGUUCACUAAGUGGUGGUUACAUUUGAUACUUAAUAUUUAACUAUGGUACGACACAUGUGUUCAUUCGUUGCAAAAUGCAUUUUGCACACCUGCUCGAGUAAUUGAUGGAGAAUCAAAUACACGUUAGAAUCACUUUUCCUUAGCUUGAGUUUGCCUUAUGGCACAUCCAUUUCUUUGGUCGUACAAUGGUGUUCGAGGAAUGGUGUAUCAAAAUACACUUAUGUUAGUUUUAGAAUGCGAGGUAACUAAUGAGGUAAUUAACAGGAUUAAUUAGCAUUGAUUCGAGUCGAACUUGCGUCAGAUUUAAUUAGUAUUAUUAGAAAACAAUUGAUGGAUAGAAGCAAGUUCGCAAAUUCUAGCAAAAGAUCAGAUGGUGAUUUACUUGGUGAAAGUCAAAGUUCAAGCGUGUACAUAAGUUUUCAAUGACUCUCACGCUUCAAAAUUAGCAUUUUUGGAUCGUACUUGUCAAAAAUUGUCACACGUUGUAAAAAAAUGUCCCCGAAAUAUUAAUUUUUCUUCGACAAAAGGAAUACUUAUGUUGAAAGAGCGUGACGAAAUUCUGUAACCCAGUGCUUAAUAUAAUGCACAAGGAGACUAACAUAUUUUUUGGAGGGGAAAGGGAUGAUAGCUGCCAAGAUGGACCAUCAAACAUCGAGGAUAUAUUCCAUAAUACAAAUGUGUAUAUUUUUUAAACAUAUGAUCUAAGUAUCUAUUUAUUAGCCUUGCGUGCCAUAUUGUAAUUUACGAAUGAAUAUAUUCUUGUAAACAGUUAGGUUUAAUAGAGUAGAGUGAUAAAUAUUUAGGUUUAAUUGAAUUAAAGCUAAAUAUCUAUUGCGUUAAGUAACUUGAGAAGGAAAAAUGAAUGAAAGCAGCUAUACAAGAAAGGUUUCGAUCGGUGGAGAAUUAAUAGAUGUAUGCUUGAAUAGUUGCAACCAGCGACUGCACAAAUAAAUAAUUUAUUGUAAGCAAA
Messenger RNA from Frieseomelitta varia, 4760 nucleotides. RefSeq names its product protein slit-like. The transcript is spliced from 5 exons. Gene Ontology annotation, molecular function: protein binding. The record is from RefSeq and is a predicted model, not a curated record. The coding region runs from base 944 to 3799 and encodes 951 amino acids. Gene Ontology annotation, cellular component: plasma membrane. Lineage: Eukaryota; Metazoa; Arthropoda; Insecta; Hymenoptera; Apidae.